UUAUCAUUUAAAUUUUUGUUUUCUAGUUUGUGUUUGAGACACCAAAUGACGGAUGAUAGUGAUCCCUAUGAUCCCUACACGAAUCGCGAUGUGGAAAAACCAAUUUCAGACAUUGGAGCGUUUAUUUUGCUAGUAAAAUGUAUAAUAGGGAUUGGAGUUCUGGCUCUGCCGUUGGCAUUUAGUUAUUCCGGCGCAAUUUUAGGAAUUUUUCUCCUUAUCUUAACAUCAUGUAUAUUUAUCCAUGGAAUACACCUACUGAUCUAUUCAAUGGUGGAGUGUUCGCGCCGAACUCGAGUUGGUUACACCAACUUACCAGACUCGAUGGUCUACGCCUUUUCCCAGGGUCCCAAGUGUUUUAAAUAUAUUUCCAAGGGAGCAGGCCUUCUGGGGGAUGUGGUUUUGUGUCUUUCCGCCUAUUUAGUCUGCGUGGUUUACUUGGUAUUUGCGUCCUCUAGCACAAAAGUUUUAGUAGAACUCUAUUUUCCAGCAAUAGAUAUUCGAUUCUAUAUUUUUAUAAUCGGACUAGUAGCCAUUCCACCCUUCUGCAUUAUGUACCUCAAAUACCUGAUACCGUUCAACUUUGUGGCCAAUAUACUGAUCUACAGUGCAUUCGCCAUGAUGUCCGGCUACAUCUUUCACGAUCUGCCGCCGUUCAGGGAUCGUAAUUCUUUCGGCGACAUCGCGGAGAUUCCGAAGUUCUUAGUAAGGGUUAUCUUUUCCGUCACCUCGGUGGGAGUGAUGCUGGCAAUCGAGAAGAGGAUGGCCAAGCCUCAAAACUUUCUGGGUUGGUUCGGCAUAGUCAAUUCGGCCUUCCUACUAGUGAUUAUCACCUACAUCAUUUUUGGAUUUUUUGGCUACUGGCGCUACGGAAAUGACGUUAAAGGCCAUAUCACGCGAAACCUGCCCCACGAACCACUGGCUAUGGCCGUUCUAGCAGCCUUCACCAUCGACGUCUUUCUGUCGAUUCCCCUCUGCGGAUACGUGGUGAUCGAUAUCAUAAUGUCGCACUUCUGGAACAAAAGUGGCAACCUGAAGCAUCCCCUGCUAAAGGAGCUCAUAUUGCGAAUUUGCUUUAUGAUACUCGCAACCCUGAAUGCAAUUGCCCUUCCUGAUUUGAGUGCCUUCGCAGGCGCCUUCACCAUUUCGCUGCUAAACCUCAUAUUCCCGGCUUUCCUCGAGAUCUGUUUGUAUUAUCCAGAGGAGUACACCUAUGGCAAACUGAAAUGGAAACUGGUCAAGAACAUUCUCAUGAUUAUUUUCGGGGUUUACGUUUUAAUACAAGGCUUAACUGUCGCCUGCUUCAGGAUAGUCAGGUUUUAUGGUGGCUUACCUCGGACUACUAGAGGAAGUUUAAAAAUAGGCCCUAGAAUGGGGUCCACUGGCGCGAAUGAAAGCUUCUUAAUGCCCUAAAUAACCUUCAGAGCCACUGAACCAUCCGAAGAGUAUGCUGUUUAGUUUAGAAAUUAUAUCACCAACUCAAUAAUUACGAUGACCAUAGUGAAAGCAUAUCAAAAUAAUGUUUAGGAGGGUCCAAGGAACCUAAGUAACCUCCUGGAAAUUGGUUUACCAUCGGAGGAAAUGCACAAUCGCUUAGCAGUUUUGUGGCGGCAGUUCUUAUGAUUUGUUCGUCGGGUGGUUUCCCCAACUUGCCACAUUAUUGCAGACAAUUUUGCGGCUGUUAACGACAAAUGACAUUCGGAGAGCUCUGAAUUUUAUGGGCAGACUAGCGCAGCUUAAGUGGAUUGAAGUGGAUUGGAGUCUGAUGGAAUGAAGAACGAAGUCUUCGGCGGUGCUGUGGUGCAGUGUGGCUGUGGUGAGCGGGUUAUGCGGGUGCUGCGACCAAGAAACCGAAAGGAGGAAAACCCCUGAAAGACCCCGGUAAACCAGCCGGUUUCACCUGCCCCAGUCGCACCACCUUCCCCUCGUUGCUUUUUACUCCGCAUCUACGAGGCUGCAACGUGGUGUAAUUAAUGCAGCAGCAGCUGCGCUUUGCCUUCUGCACCACCGUCCCUUAACCCCCCCAACACCCCACUGCCCCCUGACCGACGGCCGCUUAUCUCUGGCUGGCAUAUCGAACAAGAAAAGAAAUCUUUUAUAGUCUUUUGCGGUUUGUCUUUGAGUCAUUUUGGCAUGCAUUUGGCAUCGAUUUA
Messenger RNA from Drosophila ficusphila, 2150 nucleotides. RefSeq names its product glutamate transporter polyphemus-like. NCBI's taxonomy places the organism in Eukaryota, Metazoa, Arthropoda, Insecta, Diptera, Drosophilidae. The transcript has 8 exons. The record is from RefSeq and is a predicted model, not a curated record. Gene Ontology annotation, molecular function: amino acid transmembrane transporter activity. Gene Ontology annotation, cellular component: vacuolar membrane. The coding region runs from base 46 to 1410 and encodes 454 amino acids. Gene Ontology annotation, biological process: amino acid transmembrane transport.